UGCUGUAAUUAUUGCUUAUUUUACUGGAACGACUCUGUGAUUAAAUAAAUCAUUUAAUUAAGAUGAGACAGUCGGCGUUCUUGACGAUACUGUCAGACUUCUGAGGAAAUGUCGUUUAAACAUCGCACUUACUAUCCAGUUAUUUUCUCAGCUGUUUUACUUUAUCAAUGCGCAUCUUUUCAACUGGCUUGUUUCGCCUUCAGGAGCCACUUAUUGCAGCACCGCUUUUGGUGUGCGAAUGCGUGCAAGACUGAGAGCAAUUCAUGAAUGGGCAGAGAAGCAAGGUCUUGAACUUGCCGCUGUGUGCCAUAUGGACAGGAUUCAACAGACAGCAACUUUGUUGACUAUUCCGAAGAAAAUGGAUCAGAUCGCAAAUUUGGGGGCCACUUGUUACAAACUCAAUAGUAUUCAGGUCCAUUUCUAUUUUACAGUAUUAUUUGCUGGUGGUAUUUGA
Enterobius vermicularis (human pinworm) is the source of this 454-nucleotide messenger RNA. The record is from the annotation of a GenBank genome assembly. NCBI's taxonomy places the organism in Eukaryota, Metazoa, Nematoda, Chromadorea, Rhabditida, Oxyuridae.